UAUAAUCUGGAGAGCGAUUGACCAUAUUACUGUUCCUUUUCUGUAUCGCCUUCAAUGGUGACGAAAGCCAAAGCCAAAACCAAAACCAAAACCAACUGAGCCAAAACUGAACGGCGCUGUUGUUAGGGUUUACUACGCGUACCCAAUCCUUUAACGUCAUCGUAUAAGCCGUUGCUUCCAAUUGGAAUGGGAUGGUGACGCUUCCAAUUGACCGUUAUUGCUGAGAAUUAUAAAUUGUCUCGGUUCUGCAAGUGUGGGUGGAUAUAUAUUUCAUAACCAAUAAUGGAGAUACAGACUUGUGGCAAACCAAUUGAUUCUUUGCUAGAAAAAGUUCUCUGUAUGAACAUUCUUUCUUCUGAUUACUUCAAAGAGCUUUACCGGUUGAAGACAUACCAUGAGGUGAUAGAUGAAAUUUAUAAUCAAGUUGAUCACGUGGAACCAUGGAUGACUGGAAACUGCCGUGGUCCUUCAACAGCAUUCUGUCUUCUUUAUAAGUUUUUUACUAUGAAACUCACUGUCAAACAAAUGCAUGGCCUCUUAAAGCACCCAGAUUCUCCUUACAUUAGAGCAAUUGGAUUCCUGUACUUGAGAUAUGCUGCAGAUCCAAAGACAUUAUGGAGUUGGUUUGAUCCAUAUGUUAAAGACGAAGAGGAAUUCUCUCCUGGAUCCAAUGGAAGAAUGACCACGAUGGGUGUAUAUGUUCGUGAUUUGCUUCUUGGACAGUACUACUUUGAUACCCUUUUUCCCCGCAUCCCUGUUCCUGUACUGCGCCAAGUUGUAGCUAAUCUUGAGAAGUUGAACCUCCCCUCCAAGCAUUGUGGUGUAACUGGGGAUACCAACCGGCAUGGAUCUGAUGACACUGCUCGUCGGCCACCCUCUGUCAAAGCUGCACUUUCUGUCUCUUUUGGUCAGCGUGCUCCUCAUCGUGCUUCUACCAGGGACUCAUCACCUGUUCGUCGUACCAUACCACCGGCCCCUCUUGAUAGAGCCAGCAGUGAUGAUCUACAAAGAUCUCCUCGGAGCCAUCGCAGCCAGAGUCGUGAAUACUCUGAUAGAGAUUAUUCAGACAGGGAUCGAGACAGAGAUAGAGACAGGGAUCGAGACCGUUAUCGGAAUCGAGAAAGAGAAAGGGAUCUGGAGCAGGAUCGAGAAAGGGACAAGGAUCGGGUUCGAGAUCGAGAAAGGGAUAGAGACAGGGAGAGGGACAGAGUCAGGGAUAGAGAUAGGGACCGGGAGAGGGACAGAGAGCGGAGUUAUGAUUAUGAUCGAAGGUCCAAAUAUGCAGAGAGGGAAAGCAGAAGGGAGCAUGAGAGGAGCAGCCGUGAUGAUGGUAGGCAUUAUAAUAGUAGGAGUAGAAGUAGGAGCAGGAGCAGAAGUCAGAGCUUGCAAGCUGGCAUUGCACAGACCGGUCGUCCUUCAAGUCCACAAAGAGAUGGGAGCAAGGAGAAGACAUCGGUAUCUAGCAAUUUGGCUAAACUUAAGGAUCUCUACGGUGAUUUAGGCAAUCAAACAGGCGAUGCUAGCAUGGUAAGGAUUCCUACGAGGGAUAAUGGUGGUGAAGAAGUAAUUAGACUCGGUGGUUCUACUUGGAAAUAGUGCGAAGUGGUUCUCAUGCAAUUCCUGUGUAUCAGAUGUGUCAUUGAAGUCUUUAAGGAGGACAGCUCCUUGUGUUUGGAUCAACAAAGCAAACGCCUUCAUGACUUGGUUCUCUCUCUUUCUCUCUCUCUUUUCGAGUAGAUGUAGAUUGAUGGAUACCAGCCAUGUAUUCCAUGUGUGCUUUUGCAAGGCUGGAUGUACAUUAGAUGUUAUUCAGUUUUUGUUUUGGGUACUGCUUACAUUCUAUUUAAUGCUUCAUAAUUGGAUAAUUGUUUUGGAGUCUUCUGUGGAACAUGUAAUACUAUAUCUAACUGAUUAAAUUGUGGAAGACUACUUUUGACUCUCA
Molecule: messenger RNA, 1942 nt
Organism: Alnus glutinosa
Lineage: Eukaryota; Viridiplantae; Streptophyta; Magnoliopsida; Fagales; Betulaceae
Product: pre-mRNA splicing factor SR-like 1
Exons: 5
Coding region: 283-1596 (437 amino acids)
Cellular component (GO): precatalytic spliceosome
Source: RefSeq, a predicted model, not a curated record